UCGUCCUUGGUCCUUGCCGUCGACGCACCUCGAAUCCCAAGGAUCAUUUAUUUAUUGUUGACUACAUCAUGUAGCCUAGUCUACGUUGGAGAGAGAGAUGAAGAACUCAUUACAUCAACCAGCUGACCACAAAGGUCGUAAAGUCAAGACAGGCUGUCGGACCUGUAAGCUUCGCAAAGUAAAAUGUGACGAGUCACGACCUGCGUGCCAUCGUUGUGUCUCGACUGGGAGAAUCUGUGAAGGCUAUGGCAUAUGGGGUGGAGGCACCUCCUUAGAUGACUCAACCUCAUCCGCCCUUCCUCUGGUUCAACGAAAGACGCAAGGUCCACCACGAGAUCGGAUCUUUCUCGACACCCGGACACUGCGAUCACUUCCCCUCCAUGUCGUCACCGCAGACGAGCAGAUCGGCAUGGAGUGGUUCAUGUCCAGGACCAUCUUCAAACUACCAGGCGCCUUUGAGACCGCAUUUUGGACGGUUCUUCUGCCUCAGGCCUGCGUAUCGGAGCCAGCUGUGCUACACGCCACUCUCUCCCUCGCCUCGAUCCACAAAAGGCAGGCGCUUGGUUUGAAGCCUGGUGCUGUGUCUGCUGGCCAUGUCGGGUCCGAUCUUUUUGCGCUUCGACAGUAUACGCGUGCCAUGACCGAUCUUCGCCAUCGAAUUGGCGAUGACAGUCGGCGCUCCGCAGACGUGGCGCUCAUCACAUGUGCGGCUUUUGUUCAAUUAGAGUACUUGAGAGGCUGCUACCAAGCUGCAUUAACCCACCUUCGACACGGCCUUACCGUGUUGGAAAUGAAUUUGCGCAGAGAACCAAAGCGUAUGGCAUCGCAAUUUCUAGUCAACGAAUGGAUCAUCCGGAUCUUCUGUACGAUGACAAUUCAAGCGAAGCUGUUCGGCCAGGACGUCUGCCGACCAGAACUGUUUCUCCUCCUUUCAGAGCAGCUAAACCCUCCAGACCGUGUCUUCCAAUCCGUGAACGAAGCAAGACGAAGCCUUGAAGCGAUAUUCCUCCGAAUCAUGUACCAGAACAGCAGAUCUGCGGCGGGCGCAAGCUACCCGGGGACUACCGACUCCUCUCCGUCAAGCGACUCUUCCGCGGCCUGUGCUGACUCUAUCAACAAUGAUCUGGAGUUAUGGCUUCAAGUGUGGCAGAGAGGGCCAGGUACUUGUGAAAAGCCAGACGUUCUGUCCCCAGCCAUAAAAUUGGACAGGUUUGCAAGGAAAUUAUUGCCCAUUUAUCACUCCUUGGCCUGCGUGCUGCAUCUGAGGACUGCCACGCUGGAUGCUGUCAAUGGCAACCAAGACUUUUCUUCUAUGUCUUCAUUGUCAGAUGGAUGGUGCAACGCUGGAGAGAAGUCCCGGUGUGGUUCUAACUCUGGUACUGAGACGCCUGAUUCGACGCGAGCGGAGGACCCUAUCACAACCGCCUUCCGAUCCUUAAUCACCGAUUGCGAGAUGUUAUUCAAAAUGGCGACGAGUCCGACAGCUCAGGCAAGUCGAAUCAACCAAUAUGACGACAUCGUUGCAGAUGCCUCCCAGGCUAUAGCAGAUAUUGGAUGGAUCCCAAUCCUCUACAGCAUCUCAAUGUACUGUCAUGACCCAAUCAUCCGAAACAGAGCCAUAGAGAUGUUUCGGUUCAUUCCUCACAGAGAAGGAAUCUGGGAUUCUUCAAUCGCCGUCAUAAUCGCUGAAAAGGUCUUGGAAAUCGAGCAUGAGAGGUCGAAAUUCCCAGGAUCAAUAGUUCUGGACCCAGCGAGUUUGCAGAUCGAGUUGCCCGACAGUCCCAGUGGCCAAUUGGUUCUCCGUUGUAUUGAUCAAGAGGCUCGGCGGAGGGAUCCGAGGGCGCCUGAAGAACAAUAUAUUUAUGCUAUGGACCUGAAUCGAUGGCUAGAACGAGGAUCCUUGAGCGGGCCCCAUCUUCAUUUCACCAAAGAGACUGGCGAAACCCACCGCUCCCCAACAAGCUCAGAUAUAGUCUGUCAUGGAUGGACGCAAAGAUGA
Messenger RNA from Exophiala mesophila, 1999 nucleotides. RefSeq lists its product as uncharacterized. Lineage: Eukaryota; Fungi; Ascomycota; Eurotiomycetes; Chaetothyriales; Herpotrichiellaceae. The transcript is spliced from 2 exons. Gene Ontology annotation, biological process: regulation of DNA-templated transcription. Gene Ontology annotation, molecular function: zinc ion binding; DNA-binding transcription factor activity, RNA polymerase II-specific. The record is from RefSeq and is a predicted model, not a curated record. Bases 98 to 1999 code for a protein of 633 amino acids.